This is a messenger RNA of Penicillium brevicompactum, 2283 nucleotides long. RefSeq lists its product as uncharacterized. The coding region runs from base 1 to 2283 and encodes 760 amino acids. The record is from RefSeq and is a predicted model, not a curated record. The transcript has a single exon. Gene Ontology annotation, biological process: chromatin remodeling. Gene Ontology annotation, cellular component: Swr1 complex. Gene Ontology annotation, molecular function: ATP-dependent H2AZ histone chaperone activity. NCBI's taxonomy places the organism in Eukaryota, Fungi, Ascomycota, Eurotiomycetes, Eurotiales, Aspergillaceae.
AUGGACGGUCCGCCGCCUCCGCCCCCGCCUCACGGCGAAAACCCUCAUACGACUCAUGGCGAAUACCGCAAAUCCUCCGAUCUCCCCGAUGGGAACUACGAUAUAUUCAUUGUCCCUCCUCACUCUGCUGGCUCAGGUUUCCUAUACCUCCCGUCCUUGGAAUGCAAUCGCAACAGCUUCUUAGCCGGUGUGGCGAGCACACUUCUGGUCGUGGUGGUGUGGUCGCUGAUAUCCCCGAUUGUGAAGACAUGGUACCUUGCCACUGUCGCUACCGGCAGUGGUACAGGUAUGGCAGUCCUUGCGGUCGGGAUGGGCUUGGCUGGAUGGGCUGUUGGAUCGACUCAAUCCAACGGCUCGGGGGACAAAGGCAACGGUGCUCGAGGACGUUUCGGCUCUGGUGGCUCCGGAGGCCCAGGUGGCCCUGGAGCUGGCGGACCAAAUACCAAUCAACAGUCUUCGGGCGCCAACUACGGUCCCAACGGCGAGGGCCAGCAACGACAGCAACGUGGAAACUAUGGUGGAGGACAAAGUUAUGGUAACCAAUAUUCCGGUAAUCAACAUGGCUCUGGUCCUCCUCCAAAUUCUGAUAAUAACACUCGUCAAAAGGAGGAGGCUGAACAGCGCGCCCGAGAAGAAAGGGCCAAGGCGGAGCGGGCCAAGGAGGAGAAGGCCAAGGAGGAGCGAGCGAAGGAAGAACGUGCCAGAGAGGAAAGGGCCAGAGAAGAGAAGGCUAGAGAGCAGCGGGCCAGAGAGCAAAGGGCCAGGGAAGAGGAGGCCAGAGCGGAGCGUGCUAGGGAACAGCGAGCUCGGGAGGAACGCAUCAGAGAGGAGCGUGCUCGAGAAGAGCGAGCACGGGAGGAUAAGGCAAGAGAAGAACGCGCUCGACAAGAGCGUGCUAAAGAAGAACGUGCCAGGGAAGAGCGCGAAAAAGAACGCGCGAAGGAAGAAGCUGAGCGUGAGCGAGCCAAAGAAGAGACCAGGCGCAAAGAAGACCUGCGCCGGAAAAUGGAAGAGUUCAAACGCAAACGCGAUGCAGAAGCCAAAGAAAAGGAAAAGCAACGUGAGCGCGAAGCAUUGGAGAAAGAACUCAAGGAGCGUCGAGAGCAGCUCGAGAAGGAGAUGGCUGCCGCCAAAGCCGCGGCAGAGAAGGAAGCUCGCGAGAAAGCCGAAAAAGAAGCCGCAGAAGCCCGCGAAAAGCGCGCCAAAGCUGAGGCUGAGGCAAAAGCCAGAGCGGAAAGGCUGGAAGCAGCAGCCAAAGAGCGGGCUGCAAAGCAAGCUGCCGAGAAAGAGGCCGCUGCAAAGGCCGCCGCCCAAAAAGAGGCCAUGGCCAAGUUUGCGGCACUCAAAGAGGCUGCGAGCAAGAAGUAUGCCGAGAAAAUGGCCGAAGACGCAAAGAAAGAGGCUGCGGCCAAGUCACCUCCGCCCAAGCCAGCGAGUACUACCAACUUGCCUCGCACACCUUCCCCCAAGAAGUCAAAUCCCCCGGCAGCCAAAACCGCCGACGACGAUGCAUACUCCUUUCGUCCUUAUGACCGACCAAGACGACCCUACGUGGCAGGAGGUUCAGUAUACUCCGAAUCUUCAUAUGCGCCUUCUCACUCAACUGCGCGCACAACUCCACCCCCUUCUCAUCGCAGUUCAUACUCCACCAAGGAUCCAGACAAGAUCGUGAUCCAAGGAGUCUAUGCUUUCAACAACGCUUUCAUGAAAACUCCCAUUGCUCAGCUCGUAUCCGGGCAGGGCAUGAUCACCGACGGACUCGUCCUCCGCAUCACGACAGAAGGACUGUUCAUUGACGACGAUCUGCGCGGAAUUGGCCAGCGCGAGUGGGACGUCAAAGCCUGGACCCUCAAACUGGCUGAAGUCUGGUGUCCACAGGCCAACGCAUCCACAACUGCCAAACAGCCCUCUGGCAAUCCAUUUUCCUUCCGUCGUGGAAACAACGUUCCUACCAAUGAAGAGUCCGAGGCCUUUCUCGCCAAUAUACUCAAAGUCUGCAAGAACACUUGCCGUCUUGCUGCUCCCGGUGCGUGCUUCACGCGCGGGGCGACGGCCAGUCAAGAUGGUGGCGCUGCCAAACCAAGCGGUCUGCAUAUCCUCCGUGCGAGUGUGCGCGACCAAGAAGGCAAAAAAUAUGUCUUUGUCUUGCAGGACACCGAGGCCUGGAAAGUCGCCAUCGGGCUACAGAGGCUUCGGGCCGGCGCCCUGGUGCGUGCGCUCGGCGUCACUGCGCUGCCGGUCCCUGAAUGCAAGACCAUGCUCACUUCAUUGGGCUAUGCUUGA